AUGGUUUCACCUCUUGUAAAGUACAAGCAGCUCAACAAGAGCAUUCACCUCGUCGGAUUUUCUCUUGGCUGCCUAGUCGCUACCAUCUUUGCGACUGAGAACGAGGAGAAAGUGCUUUCGUUGACUCUGAUCGCCCCUGCAGCCGGUCUAAACAAGAAGGAUGAAGAUUUCAGAAGCAAGCAUGUUAGCUUGAAUCUGCUCCACAAAGGUCUUUGCUUCUAUGCCAACUUUCCUUUCGUCUCAGCGCUUGCUACGCCUCUGGGAGGGCUUGUCUUGAGGCAUUUGUCCUCUUUGCUAGGCCCAACUUCUCAGCAAUUGGCUGCUCUCUAUAGUACACAAAAAAAUGCACUGGUGCAGCGGGCGAUGAUGCAGUACAUCAACUCCUUCCGCUUCCUCGCGGCGCUUUGGUUGACACAGCAUCAAAUAUUCGGAGAGAAGGACAAGCUUGUCCCCUUCACAGUGAUGCGACGAUGUGAAGAACUUUUCCCUCACGCCCAUGUCUUCGUCGCACGAGACGCCGGCCACAACGUGAUCCUGCAUGCGCAGAGAGCGGUUGCAACGAGGAUCAUCGAUUUCCUCAAUGAGCACUUUUCAAGCUGA
Guillardia theta CCMP2712 is the source of this 600-nucleotide messenger RNA. RefSeq lists its product as hypothetical. The record is from RefSeq and is a predicted model, not a curated record. Lineage: Eukaryota; Cryptophyceae; Pyrenomonadales; Geminigeraceae. Bases 1 to 600 code for a protein of 199 amino acids. The transcript is spliced from 6 exons.